AUGGCCAACAUCCUCGAAGAUUUGAUAGUCGACAUUCUCUCCCGACUUCCAGUGGUUACUCUGCUACGGUUCAGGAAAACCCUUUGGGGCUCUGAAAUAACAGUUUUUAGUUUGAAAUCGAAUGUAUGGAGAAGGAUUAAUCAUCGUUUCUCUAAUCUCCCUAGACCUUGUCGGCAUGGUGUGUUUUUUAAUGGUGCUUUGCAUUGGGUGGCUACUCGCCAGCCCGAGUCACAUGUGGAUAAUUAUAUUGCUGCAUUUGAUCUCGGGGUUGAGAACUUCCGGGAGGUGCAGCUCCCAGAAGAUUUUUGGACGGUGACUUUGGGAGUUUCGGGUGGAUGCUUGUGGCUGUUUGGUAUUAAUGUUGAUGAUGACGACCAUCUGGAGUUAUGGGUAAUGAAUAAUUACAUGAUGCGGGAGAUGUCGUGGACAAAACAUUCUCUAUCUUUCUUUUCACAUGUGUAUGAAGAUCUUCAUGUUUGCCAACUACGAAUUCUAGGUUAUUCAAAGGGUACCACCCAAGUUCUCCUCGUACAACUUAAUUUCAAUUUUUUUUGGUUAGACCUCAAACAGCAAACAGUCGCGGAUCUUGGCUUUCGUUCACGGGGGUUUCGGCCACUUGCAGCAGAGAUUUACAUCGCCAGCCUCGUUAAGGUUCCCUGUGAUCAAGGAACUAAUAUUCUGUAG
Cornus florida is the source of this 684-nucleotide messenger RNA. RefSeq names its product F-box protein CPR1-like. NCBI's taxonomy places the organism in Eukaryota, Viridiplantae, Streptophyta, Magnoliopsida, Cornales, Cornaceae. Bases 1 to 684 code for a protein of 227 amino acids. The transcript has 2 exons. The record is from RefSeq and is a predicted model, not a curated record.